AUGGUAUCACAGUCACUCAUCGACCUCUUCGGAGAUCAUCUUGUUGUUGACGACGGACGCAUGGUGGAAACAGCGUCUGCCCUGGAAGGUUGCACAGCAGUUGGGAUUUACUUCUCGGCUCACUGGUGCCCACCUUGCCGACGAUUUACUCCCGAAUUGGCGCGUAACUAUACCGAGCACUACGUCAAGAAGGGUCUUAAGAUCGUCUUUGUUUCCUCUGACCGGUCCGAAGCGGCAUUCAAUGAGUACUUCAGUGAGAUGCCGUGGUUGGCAUUGCCUUUCAACGAACGUGGUAUGAGAGAUAAGCUAUCGAAAAGGUUCAAAGUGUCGGGCAUUCCUAUGCUCGUCCUUGUCAAUCCGGAGGGUCAGACAAUCACCACUGACGGUCGUGGUGCUGUCGCUGACGACCCAACAGGAGAGGACCUUCCUUGGAUUCCAAAGCCGAUCACUGAACUACUCCCAAGGAACUUCAUCGAUAACGACGGCAAGGAAAUCGAUAGAGAAAGUCUGGCAGG
Messenger RNA from Perkinsus marinus ATCC 50983, 515 nucleotides. Its product is annotated as Tryparedoxin, putative. The annotation marks the transcript as partial. The record is from RefSeq and is a predicted model, not a curated record. The transcript is spliced from 3 exons. NCBI's taxonomy places the organism in Eukaryota, Perkinsozoa, Perkinsida, Perkinsidae.